Molecule: messenger RNA, 6828 nt
Organism: Hipposideros armiger (great roundleaf bat)
Lineage: Eukaryota; Metazoa; Chordata; Mammalia; Chiroptera; Hipposideridae
Gene: STEAP2
Product: STEAP2 metalloreductase
Exons: 6
Coding region: 436-1986 (516 amino acids)
Biological process (GO): copper ion import
Cellular component (GO): endosome; plasma membrane
Molecular function (GO): cupric reductase (NADH) activity; ferric-chelate reductase (NADPH) activity
Source: RefSeq, a predicted model, not a curated record
AAAGGGCGCGAGACCAGGCGGCGAAGGCGGCGUAGUUGAGGGUCAAGAUGCAGGCGGCGCCACGCACGGCAUGCAUCCUCCCGGGACUCCGUGCCCUCUGCGGGCGUCCGCCCUGAGCUGGCGGGUUCCGGAGCUCCUGGCACCUUGAGGUGGGGAAUGGCAAAGGUGGGGAAAGGUGUUGCUUCCACCGAUUACCCGCCCACUCCUCUUGGUCUUCCCGGAGCUCCCAGAUAAUCCUGAGAUUGGGCCCUGAAGAGUGGAGGCCAGGAGAGACCGCGUGUCCCAGCAGAACCUGUGAUGCCUGGAGAACUGAGGGGAGGAGCCUCUUGUCACACAGAAGAAAGAGAGACCAUCACUGGAACAUUCUGAAUUUUGAAUGUUAAGGAAACAACAGGAAGAGAGCAUGCCGUGCUGUGGGAUGACACCUUUUAAGGAAUGGCACUGCCCUUCCAAAAAAGGAAGAGAGGAAAUUGCAAAAUAGAUAUCCCUGGUGAUCUUGGAAGAGUCUACAUCAUGGAAUCCAUCUCUAUGAUGGGGAGCCCUAAGAACCUUAGCGAAACUUUUCUGCCUAAUGGCAUAAAUGGUAUCAAAGAUGCAAGGAAGGUCACUGUUGGUGUAAUUGGAAGUGGGGAUUUUGCCAAAUCUCUGACCAUUCGACUUAUUAGAUGUGGCUAUCAUGUGGUCAUAGGAAGCAGAAAUCCUAAGUUUGCUUCCGAAUUUUUUCCCCACGUGGUGGAUGUCACUCACCAUGAAGAUGCGCUGACAAAAACAAAUAUAAUAUUUGUUGCUAUACAUAGAGAACAUUACACCUCCCUCUGGGACCUUAGACAUCUGCUGGUGGGUAAGGUCCUGAUUGAUGUGAGCAAUAACAUGAGGAUAAACCAAUACCCAGAAUCCAAUGCUGAAUAUUUGGCUUCCUUAUUCCCGGAUUCCCUGAUUGUCAAAGGAUUUAAUGUUGUCUCAGCUUGGGCACUUCAGUUAGGACCUAAGGAUGCUAGCCGGCAGGUUUAUAUCUGCAGCAACAAUAUUCAAGCUCGACAACAGGUUAUUGAACUUGCCCGGCAGUUGAAUUUCAUUCCCGUUGACUUGGGAUCAUUGUCAUCAGCCAGGGAGAUCGAAAAUUUACCCCUGCGACUGUUCACUCUCUGGAGAGGGCCAGUGGUGGUAGCCAUAAGCCUGGCCACGUUUUUCUUUCUUUAUUCCUUUGUCAGAGACGUGCUACAUCCAUAUGCUAGGAACCAGCAGAGUGACUUUUACAAGAUUCCUAUUGAGAUUGUGAAUAAAACCUUGCCCAUAGUUGCCAUUACUUUGUUGUCCCUGGUAUACCUGGCAGGUCUCCUGGCAGCUGCUUAUCAACUUUAUUACGGCACCAAGUAUAGGAGAUUUCCACCUUGGCUGGAGACCUGGCUACAGUGUAGAAAACAACUUGGAUUGCUAAGUUUUUUCUUCGCUUCGGUGCAUGUUGCCUACAGCCUCUGCUUACCCAUGAGAAGGUCAGAGAGAUACUUGUUUCUCAACAUGGCUUAUCAGCAGGUUCAUGCAAACAUUGAGAACUCUUGGAAUGAAGAAGAAGUUUGGAGAAUUGAAAUGUAUAUCUCCUUCGGUAUCAUGAGUCUUGGCUUACUUUCCCUCCUGGCAGUCACCUCCAUCCCUUCGGUGAGCAAUGCUUUAAACUGGAGGGAAUUCAGCUUUAUUCAGUCUACACUUGGCUAUGUCGCGCUGCUCAUAAGCACUUUUCAUGUUUUAAUUUAUGGAUGGAAACGAGCUUUUGAAGAAGAGUACUACAGGUUUUAUACACCACCAAACUUCGUUCUUGCUCUUGUUUUGCCCUCAAUUGUAAUUCUGGGUAAGAGCGUUUUACUUCUUCCAUGUAUAAGCCGAAAGCUGAAAAGAAUUAAAAAAGGCUGGGAAAAAAGCCAAUUUCUAGAAGAAGGUAUCGGAGGAGCAGUUCCUCACCUCUCACCAGAGAGGGUUACAGUGAUGUGAUGAUAAGCGGUGCUUGCUGAUGCCAUAUAAAGGUCUUACUCAUGCCAUUAUCUUUGACCUCCUCUGUGUUCAGUUGCCAGUGCAUUGUCACAUUGCUGUGGGCUAAGCCCUGUUCAAUGUGAUCUCAGCCAAAUUACUGGUAGAAUUUUCUUCAAAUUAUUUCUCACAAAUGUCCUAUUUUGCCAAUAUGAAUUUUUGUAGUGAACUUAUUGUUGAAAUUCGGGUAUAUGUUUUGUUUUGCACAACCGUUACUUUAACAAACUAUAUCACACAAUCAUGCAAAAAUAUUUAUAGUUAAUAAUGUAGAUACAGUAGAAUGUUAAGAAAACUUUGCGAACCAGGAGAAUUUUAAGUUUUCAUGUAAUUCAAUAGAUACUUUGUUUUUUUCCCCCUGAAGCUUAAGUAAGUAUUGAAUUGUUAUCCAGCAUAAGAAACAGAAAUGCAUAAUCGUACCUUAGUUUUAAGAAAGGACGCAUUACAUGAGCAUCUAGGUAAGGAUGCAUGGUAACAUUCCUAUAUUUCUGUCAUAAGAUAGGAUUUGAAGAAUGUAAUUAAUUGUAAAAACCAUUGUGAUUAUGUGAACAAACACAAAUUAAAAAGACAAAGUGAACCUAAAAUUGUAUUUAAAAUGCAUGGAGACAUGAAAUACAUACUGAUAAUGCAUACCUCAUGAAAGAUUUUCUUCUCUAUCUUAUUACAGAGCAGUCCUAUUUGUAUAUUCAUAUAUUGUCAAGAAGAAGCCAGUACUACUUGGCCUCUGAAAUUGAUUUUUCUAAUAUAGGACCAAUCCUGGGAAUCUUAUAAUGGUUCCUGGUUAGAGGGAAAGUGUUAAGUUUACACACAGGUGGUUGUUUGUCCAUUGAUCUAUGUUUGUUGCACCUUAGCCAGUCACCACUCUCUAUGGUAUAGGAUUUUACAGAAGUUCAUUGAGGGAAUAUAAUAUGCCAGGUUCUGUUCUCAGCACUUUACUUGUAUUAUCCCAUUUAAUCCUUAAAACAGCCCCAUGACAGAGGUAGUAAUUAAACUCAUUUUACAUGUGAGAAAAAAAUCGAAGGAUAGAAAAGUUAGGUAAUUUGCCCAAGGUCAUGGAGUUAGUAGGUGGCUUUCAAGUCCAGGCAGUCAUAUUCCAGAGGCUGUGGUUUUAACCACUCGCCUGUAUGGCCACUGCUCCAUUCCCAUGUGUUACAUUCAUGUUGCCAAUCUAGAUGCUUCCUCUUUUGUGUAAAGGCAUUAACAUUCCUUAGAGUGAGUUGUGGCUACCAAAAGAUAUAUGAAAAUAUUACAAUCAUAUAUUUAUUAUUCCUUGUGGGAUAAUCAACAGUUACUUACCCCAGGGGGGAGGGGAUCUUACCUGGGACAUGACCCUGGAGACCCCGUGGCAGUCCAUACGCCUCUCUAUGCAUAAGGGACUCCAGCAGAGAUAGGACCAUAGCAGUUUUAAUGAAUGGCUGAGGUCCUGCAGAAUCUUCAAAAGUCCCUGUAGAGCUGGUCAUGUCCUUUUCUCCUCUUGAAAAGUCCCCCUGCCUGCUCAACCAUUCAUUAGGAGCAAUUUGCAAGCAGGAUGGAUAUUAGAGUAAGUGGUUAAUUAUAAAUCUACUCUAGAGACAUAAUCACACAAAUUAUUCAUACAAUUUUUCAGUGCUGACACUCCACAUUAAAAUUGCAUUUUAUUCAAACUUUGGUUAGAAUGCCCCACAUAUUUUCCAUUUGCUCUUUUCUUAUGAAACUAAAAAAAUUACAGACAAGAUACAAUGAUAUGCAUUCCUCUUCCUGAAAUGCUAACAUUUCUCAGCUUACCCACUGAGGCACUUGAAUCAAGCUGCCAAAAAUACAAGGACUUUUUCUUAGUGGAGGCUACUUUUCCCACCCAUGGCUUUUCCCCUACCUUGGCAUUAUGUCACUUUGGUAAGUCACUUAUGAUUCUCUGCUGUUCUUUUCUUGGUGGAUUUUAAUAUCUGCUACUUUUUAAUUGUGCUAGCUCUCCAUUUUCUUUCAUUAUAUUCUUCCCCCCUUUAUAACCACACUUACUUGUUAGUUCUUAGUAGGAAUUCAGUUGGGUAGUAACUUUUAAAGGUAAACACCUAUAACGUAUUGUAGUGGACUAGUGAAAUUAACAGCAUAUUUUCAAUACUUUCUUAUUCCUUAAGUUUCACUGUCUUAGGACCAUAGGUUCACCAUUUAACGUGAAAAUACAAUGAAAUAUUUUCAAGUUAGAUCACUAUUGAAGUAUAUUGUUGCACAUAUAUAUUAAGUAGUCAAUAAUAUAAACAAAAUUAUCACUAUAACAGAUAAAUGGGGCCUUUGAAAAUAUGAAAAAAAACAAUGUUUAUGAAAAUAUAUAUAAGGUGUAACUGUUGUUUCAAAUGAUAUCUCCUUAUGUCCUUUACAAAGAUAAAAUUAAUUUUGAAGUUGUAGAAUAAAUGUAAUAUAUUCAUUGUAAUUGUAAAUGUUUAAGUCUUUCUAAAAAGGCAAACAUAUUGACUUAAUUGCUCUAUUUGACUUUUAAUUGCUUUAUUUUAAUAUUUCUACCUCAUUAUUUUUCUUCAUCACUAUUAUUCAUAAUCAUUUUCUUUUAAGUCAUUACCCUGGCCUCAGAAGUAGGACUGAAUUUUGUUCUUGCUAGAUGUGAGAAAGUGGUGGGAGCUUUAAAAUAACAUGGAUUUGUUUCCUAAUCUGUAUUUUGAGAAGUGCCCCUGAGACUAUUAUAAGAAUGUAGAAAAUAUACACAGUCUUAAACCUAUGCAAAAAAAUCAAGUAAUUUUUUCCUGAGAAGAAAAUAAUCAUGGACUGACUCGUGCUGCUAAGCUUUUUUGUGUGCAGAUUUCAUGUCUCCUCUAGUAAUAAUUUUUAAAAUCAUGUUUAAAUAUAAAUACAUUCAUGCUAACAUAUAUUUUUCAAAGCAUAUAUGGAAAUUUAGCCAAGAUUGCCUACAUUUAGAGAUUUUUAUUUUAAUUUUAAAAUAUUUUAAAGUAUGAAUAAAUUAUAUUUAUAGGUAUUUAUCAGAGAUGAUUAUUUUGUGCUACAUAAAGGAUUGGCUAAUUCACUCAUGUUAAACUACCGGAUUAUUUUCUUAUAAAUUGGCAUAAACCUGACUUGAUUAAGGAAUUUUACUUUUAAAAUUAACUUGGUAACAGUGACGUAAGGUAUAUGUUCAUAGUCAAAUUAUGAAAAUUAUGUGUGCAAAAGGGCUUCAAGAAUAUAUCGUAUUCCGUUUUUGUACUGUUUAUCUCUUAUGUAAUAUGAUAAAAACCUUAAUUCUUUUAAAUUGCCUUUUAUCAUUAAACUAUUUCAUAAGAAAUUCUGUAUAGAGUUCCCCCCAAAAGAGAUUUAUUUGUGAAAUUUAAGAUUUCUUAUGUAUUUUAAAUUAAGUACCAUAAAUGUAAUUCAUUAAGUAUUUCUUUAUGAAGAGCCUGUGUUAGUCUAUAAAAUCUGUUUGAAAUAAGUAUUUAAGCAGCCUAAAUGGUUGUGUUGAAAUUAUUUUGUAAAUUCAUGACUUAAAGCAGUGUUACACAUAGUGAAACACACCUUAGUCCAGUGUUAAGAUUAGUAUUUGUGAUGGGUCGUGAAGAAAAGGAGAUGUUCCACUCUCAGUUGUUCAUAAGACAGCAAGUCAGUAAAACAAAUAAAUUCCAGUAUGUAUUCAGCAUAUGUAAUUGUUCUAAAUGGAACUGUAAUAAUUUUAGUGGAAACACAACCUGUUCUUACCUUUGAACAGUGGAUUUUACAGGAAUGAAUAGGUUUUUCAAUGUUUUAAUGCAAGAAAAUUAUAAAGUGGUAAUAUUCAGAAAUUCUGUCCAUAUAAUCCCAAAAAAAUGUUUACUUCAGCCUAACACAAGUACAUACAUACUGAAAUCUUGAGCUUUCCAAAUGAUUGCAUCUCCAUCGCGCAGUCACCCAAAAUUAGGGCCGACUAUCUGGAUACUUCCAGUGGCUAGAUAGGCUAAAUUAAAUCACCAGACCAGGUGCUUUUGUCUGAUUUCCAAAAUGCCAACUUUUAGGAAGUAUUCUCUUAUGAUUUUCUUUAAUGGUCUUUCAUAGCUUGUUAGAUAUCCAACCUGAACAGGGACUGUUCUUUGUUCUGCCCAUCGAAUUCCUUAGCUGCCCUUGCAGUUAGGUGUUACCAUGUGACUGAGUGUUGACCAGUGAGAUGCAAGGGGAACGUAGGAGUGACUUCUUGGAAGUCUCUUCAAAGGAAAGCAGCAUGUGUUCUCUAUCUUAUUCCUCCACCUUGCUGCUGCAAUUGUGGCUAUAACAGCAGCCUUGAGGACCAAGGCCACACCCAAGGAAAGCAUGUUAGAGACUAAAAAGAUUUUGACUGCUUCACCGCUUGGACUGCCUUGACCUGUAUUUAAGCCAUUGUAACUUUGGGUUUCUUUAUGUGAAGUCAAAAUCAAUCCAUUCUGGCCUUCAGUUUUUUGUUAUGAUACCGUUUAGCACUGUUUGAAUGAAGUAGACUGCAAUAAUUGUUACCUUUAAAAGUUGUGGCUCAACAGGGUCGCCGGUUCGAUUCCCGGCCCGAGCUAAGCUGUUGGUGAGCUGCCAACAGGUGGCAGGAUGGCUCAGCUAAAAAAAAAGAAAAAAACAGUUUUUAAAAAAUAUUCUGCACACAUUACAAUUGACUUUUCCAUUGUUAAUUAAUCAUACUCAUUUUCUUGCCUUGAUCUUUGAUUAGAUAUUUUGUAUCUGCUUAGAAAAUACUAUCUUCUUUAUAACUGUAUAAUAGGUAUUUGCUAAAACUCUGUAAUCUCCAACAUAUUGCUAUCAAAUUACAUGCCAUGUUUUUAUAUCAUUCUCAUAGAUCUGCCUUAUAAACAUCUAAAUAAAAAGUACUAUUUAAUGCGU